Messenger RNA from Saprolegnia parasitica CBS 223.65, 537 nucleotides. RefSeq lists its product as hypothetical. NCBI's taxonomy places the organism in Eukaryota, Oomycota, Saprolegniomycetes, Saprolegniales, Saprolegniaceae. The transcript has a single exon. The coding region runs from base 31 to 537 and encodes 168 amino acids. The record is from RefSeq and is a predicted model, not a curated record.
CGCCAAAAAACGACCGCGCCGGACGAGAGUAUGGAGCCCAGUGUCGAACCUGCGGCCAAUUGCACCGCCAUGCGCACGCGGUCCUUGUCGACAAAGGCGACCCCUGCCUUGCCCCCCGCGAUUGAAAACAUGGACGACUUUCUCUUCGACUUGCCGAGCAUCAACAAGAUGCUCGUGUCGUCCGAGUCGACGUCGUCGUCCGACGAGACGAUCAAGGCGGACGCGAGCGUCGGGCCGUACAGCCGCCAGCACCGGUACCGCCAACGACAGAAGGACGAGCGCAAGUUUCUCCGUGACCAAGUCGAGUCGCUCUCGGCGCAGCUCGAGGCGUUGCGCGACGCCAAGGCCACCGAAACCGUGUCGUCCGAGUGGGAGACCGUUGCGCGGUCCCAGAAAGCGUACGCGCACCAAGCAACCCUCGAGAACGCGCGGCUCAAGCGGGCGCUGGAAGACCAACUGCGACUCGCGGGCUCGCUACAGCAGAUCCUGUCAAAGCGGCCACGCCUCAUGGUACCCGACGAGAUAAAGGAAUUGUAG